Messenger RNA from Neopelma chrysocephalum (saffron-crested tyrant-manakin), 5659 nucleotides. It is a transcript of the gene EPPK1, whose product is annotated as epiplakin 1. Gene Ontology annotation, molecular function: keratin filament binding; structural molecule activity. Gene Ontology annotation, biological process: wound healing; intermediate filament bundle assembly. The transcript has 5 exons. The annotation marks the transcript as partial. Lineage: Eukaryota; Metazoa; Chordata; Aves; Passeriformes; Pipridae. Gene Ontology annotation, cellular component: cytoplasm; cell junction; keratin filament. The record is from RefSeq and is a predicted model, not a curated record.
AUGGUCCCGCGGCGCUGCCGGCACGGGCUGGAACCCCGGUACGGGGUUGCGUCGCACAUUCCUGAGCCCAUGGAAAUCUCUUCCACCACUCCCAGCCGGGGCAACACGCCCGGCACCACCGGCACCACCGGCACCGCAGCCUGUGAAGCAGCGGCGGAGCAGCGGGACCGCGGGCACCUGCCAGGUGAGCCCGUUCUGCCAUCACCGAGCGCAGGUGGGAGCGGUGGGGUGGAGAGGGGGCCCGGCCGGGCACUGCGGGCCGUGCCGGGGGGGCAGCAGGGGCCGGAGGAGGCCCUCGCCCGCUCCCCGGGCCCCCCGGCAGCCUCUCCCGGCCUGCGGGUGCUCCCCGCGGGUGCGGAGGUGCGGGUUUUGCCACGGGACGCGGGGCAGAGGCGCUGCCGGGGGCCCUGGGGAGGGACGCGGGUGGCGGGUUGUGGGGCAGCGUUCCGGCCCCAGGACCGGGGCGGGCAGAGCCGGUGCCGAGGUGCUGCCAGCCCGACAGUCCUGUGGAAGGCCAGCAGCGGGAGGAUGGAGAGCAAGCCAGCAGUGAACGGCCACGCUGUCCCCAGCUUUCCCGGGGAAGGCACGCCAGGGAAAAGCCACUCGUGCCAGGAGGCGAUGCCACACAAACAACCCAAAGCGGCCGGCGGGGCCGCGGCGGGGCCGGAUGCUCCCGGGGAGCCCUCGGAGGCGGCUGGCAGCAUCGCUGGCGUGUAUGUAGAGGCUUCAAAGAAGAUAAUGAGCUUUUAUGAGGCCACCAGAGAGCACCUGCUGAGCCUGGAUCCGGCCCUCAGCCUCCUGGAGGCCCAGGCGGCCACGGGCUCCGUCGCCGACCCGGCGACGCGCCGGCGCGUCUCGGUGGCGGACGCCGUGCGCCUGGGGCUGGUGGGGCUGGAGCUGAAGGAGAGGCUGCUGGCGGCAGAGAGGGCUGCCACGGGCUUCCUGGACCCCUACACGGAGGAGAAAAUCCCCCUGUACCAGGCAAUGCAGAAGGAGCUGGUGGGGAGGGAGCAGGGCACCCGCCUGCUCCAGGCACAGAUGGCAACCGGGGGUGUCAUCGACCCGGCCACCGGCGCUCGGCUGCCCGCGGAUGUGGCCUGUGAGAGGGGAUUUUUGGAUGAAGAGAUGAGCCGGCACCUCUCUGACCCCAGCCAGGAGGACAGCAGGGUGUUCCUGGAUCCCAGCACUGCGGAGAAGGUCACCUACUCGGAGCUCAGGAAGAGGUGCGUUGUGGAUCCGGCCUCGGGCUUCCUCCUCCUGCCCCUGCAAAUCACGUUCCCGGGGCUGGGAGGGAGGGUGAGCAGCAGGGACCUGCGGGACUCCGGCAUCAUCAGCCACGACGUGUUCCGAGGCCUGGAGGAGGGGACGGUCUCUGCGCAGGAGUUGGCAGAGAACGACGUGGUCCAGCAGUUCCUGCGUGGGACCAGGAGCGUGGCCGGGGUUGUCCUGCCUUCCGGGGAGCAGAGGAGCCUUUACCAGGCGCUGAGAGAGCAUCUCCUCGUGCCUGGUGCUGCUCUGAUGCUCCUGCAAGUCCAGGCCUCCACCGGCAGCCUGACAGACCCCCUGAAGAACAAAACCUACUCAGUGGACGAGGCCGUCAGGGUCGGUUUUAUCGGCCCGGAGCUUUAUGAGAAACUGUCUUCAGCCGAGAAAACCAUCACUGGGUACAGAGACCCCUCCACUGGGGAGAUGCUCUCCCUGUUCCAAGCCGUCAGGAAGGGAUUUGUCCCCAGGGACCACGGCCUCUGCCUCCUGGAGGCUCAGAUGGCCACGGGGGGUGUGAUUGCUCCGGGCAGGCACCUCCGUGUCCCCACAGAGACGGCCUGCGAGUGGGGGUACCUGGAUGAGGCCACCAGGCAGCUCCUCUCCAGCCCUCCCGACCACAUGAAAGGGUUCUUCGACCCCGUUUCCAAGGAAAAGCUGAGUUAUUUGGAGCUGCUCCAGCGCUGCGUCACCGACCCCGGCACGGGGCUCCUGCUGCUGCCUCUGGGUGGGGACAGCGGUGAAGGAUCCCAGGGAACCCCCCUUUUCUUUGACCACAGGGCCCAAGUGGCUCUGGAAAACACACGGGUGCCCAUUUCUGUGGGGAAGUUCAAGGGCAAGUCGGUGUCUCUCUGGAAACUCCUCUUCUCCGACCACGUCCCGGGCGAGCGAAGAGCUGCUCUGGCCCAGCAGUUCCUGUCGGGAACACUCUCCACGCAAGGACUGGGUGAGGCCGUCAGAGCCACCGUGGAGGAAACGGCUGCCACUGCCAACGUCACCUUCGAGGGCCUGAGGGACCAGGUGACGGCUGACCAGCUCCUGAGCUCGGAAAUCAUCAACAAAGACCUGUUUAAGAGGCUCAAGGAGGGCGAAACGUCGGCCAAAGAGGUCGUGGGCAUGGACACGGUCAGGAAGUACCUGCAGGGCACGGGGAGCAUCGCUGGGCUGCUGCUCCCCGACUCCCAGGAGAAGAUCAGCAUCUACCAGGCAAAGAGGAAAGGACUCCUGAGGCCGGGGACGUCUCUGAUCCUCCUAGAGGCACAGGCUGCCACGGGGUUCGUCAUCGACCCCACGGCCAACAAAAGGUACUCCGUGGACGAGGCCCUGCGGGCGAACGUCAUCGGCCCGGAUGUCUACGACAAGCUGCUGGCUGCGGAGAAAUCGGUCACCGGCUACAGGGACCCCUACUCGGGGAGCAAGAUCUCCCUCUUCCAGGCCAUGCAGAAGGAGCUGAUCGUCAGGGACCACGGCAUCCGCCUGCUCGAGGCCCAGAUCGCCACCGGCGGCAUCAUCGACCCCGUGCACAGCCACCGCAUCCCCGUGGAGGUGGCCUACAAACGCGGCUACUUCGACAAGAAGAUGAACUUGAUCCUGUCCGACCCCAGCGACGACACCAAGGGCUUCUUCGACCCCAACACCCACGAGAACCUGACCUACCUGCAGCUGAAGGAGAAGUGCAUCACCGAGCCCUCCACCGGGCUCUGCCUCCUGCCCCUGAACAGCAGGAAGAGGCAGUUCGUCGACGAGGCCACCAGGCAGGUGUUCAGGGGCUCCUGGCUGCCCGUCAGGUUCGGGCGCCUGCGGGGGGAGAGGGUCUCCGUGUGGGACCUGCUGAACUCCGAGUACUUCAGCGAGGGGCGGCGCCGGGAGAUUUUCAACCACUUCCAGCUGAGGAAGCUCAGCCUGGAGCAGAUCCGGCUGAUGCUGGAGGAGGAGAUGAAGAAGUGGGCCCCCAUCAAGUUCCCGGCCAUGCGAGGCAGCGUCAGCGCUUACCACCUGAUGGAGACGGGCGUCAUCGACAGGGCCCUGUUCGAGGAGGUGCUGGAGGGAUCCGUCACCCCAGAGCAAGUCCUGCACAUGGACUCGGUCAGGAAGUACCUCUACGGCUCGGGCAGCAUCGGGGGGAUUGUGCUCCAGCCGUCCAACCAGAGGAUGAGCAUUUACGAGGCCAUGAAGCAGAACAUCGUGGUGCCGGGGGUAGCCCUGCCCCUGCUGGAGGCCCAGGCCGCCACGGGCUUCAUCAUCGACCCCGUGAACAACCAGAAGCUCCGCGUGGACGAGGCCGUCAGGGAGGGGGUCAUCGGCCCGGACGUCCACGAGAAGCUGCAGCACGCGGAAGGGGCCGUGACGGGGUACAAAGACCCCUUCACGGGCAAGAAGAUCCCCCUCUUCCAGGCGAUGAAGAAGGGCCUGAUCACGGACAAGCAGGCCAUGCAGCUCAUGGAGGUGCAGAUGGCCACGGGGGGCAUCAUCGACCCGGCGUGUGGCCACCACAUCCCCCUGGAGUCGGCCCAGCAGCGAGGGUGCCUGGAUGAGGACACCAGCAAGGCCCUCUCCGAGCCCAGCGAGGAGCACAGAGCCUUCUGCCUCCCGGACAGCAAAGAGUCCGUGACCUACGCCGAGCUGAUCCAGCACUGCCAGAGGGACGACGUCUCCGGCUUCCACUUGCUGCCUCUGCCCCAGGCAGCCGCCCCUGCCUACACCGACGAGCAAAUCCAACGGAUUUUCAAGGAAACCGUGGUGGAGGAGAAAGGGGUUUCCCUCUGGGAGCUCAUCCACUCGGGGUAUUUCACCGAGGAGCAGAGGAGCAACUUUGUGGAGAGGUUCCGCUGCGAGGAGCUGUCACUGCAGCAGCUGGUGGCUCUCGUGCUCGGGCUCGUGGGGGACAUGGAGAUGAAAGCCCGGACCCAGAUCUCCCUGGAGGGCCUGCGGGGCAGCGUCCCCGUGGUCUGGCUGCUGGACACGGGCAUCAUUUCUGAGAAGACGUUUGAAGAGCUGGCUCAGGGCAUAAGAACCCCCGAGGAGGUGGCUGCGAUGGAGAGCGUGAAGAGGUACUUGCAGGGCACGGGCAGCAUCGCCGGCGUCUUCGUAGAGGCGUCCAAACAAAAAAUGAGCUUCUACGACGCCAUGAAAAACAACCUCCUCCUCCCCGGGGCCGCUCUGAGGCUGCUGGAGGCUCAGGCAGCCACGGGAUACCUGACUGACCCCGCCACGAACCGGAGGCUCAGCGUGAGGGACGCCGUGAGAGCGGCCGUCGUGGGCGAGGAGCUCACUGAGAAACUCCUCCUGGCCGAGAGGGCCGUGACGGGGUACACGGAUCCCUACUCGGGGAGCCCCAUCUCCCUGUGCCAAGCGCUCAGGAAGGAGCUGGUCCCGCUGGGAGAGGCCGUUCCCCUGCUGGAGGCCCAGCUGGCCACGGGAGGGGUGGUGGAUCCCGUCCACCACCUCCACCUGCCGCUCCAGGCCGCGUGCAGGUACGGCUUCUACGACGAGGGCAUGAACCAGACCCUGUCCCAGCUGAACGACACCACCAAGGUGUUUUUCGACCCCAACACCAAGGAGAACGUGACCUACCAGCAGCUGAAGGAGCGGUGCAUCCGCGAGCCCGAGUCGGGGCUGUGGCUCCUCCCGCUGUCGGAAAACUCCAUGUUCUGCGUGGACGAGCAGACCAUGGAAGUGCUGAAAUCCGUGACCGUCUGCGUCAACGUGGGGCGGUUCAAGGGGCAGACGGUGUCCGUCUGGGACCUCCUCAACUCCGAAUACUUCUCAGACAGCAAGAGAAGGGAGCUGGUGCAAAGGUACAAAGAUGAGAAGGCCGAAGUGCUGCAGGAAAUCACGACGAUCAUCACCACGAUCAUCCAAGAGACUGAGGCACAGGGCAAGAAGUUUGCAUUCAAGGGCCUGCGGAAAAGAGUGUCUGCCAGUGACCUCUUCGAGUCCCAGCUCAUAGACAAAAAGACCCUCGAUGAGCUCAACCAGGGGAAGAAAACAGUCAAAGAGGUCACCGAAAUGGAGUCUGUCCGCAGGUACCUCGAGGGCAGCAAUUUCAUAGCAGGGGUCCUCAUACAGCCCAGCAACGAGAAGAUGAGCAUCUACCAGGCCAUGUGGAAGGGCAUCCUGAGGCCAGGCACCGCCCUGGUGCUGCUGGAGGCGCAGGCGGCCACCGGCUACAUCAUCGACCCCGAGAAAAACCAGAAGUUUUCCGUGGAGGAGGCGCUGAAGGAGGGUCUGAUCGGAGGGGAGAUCUUCGAGAAGCUGCUCUGCGCGGAGAGAGCCGUGACGGGCUACACCGACCCCUACACCAAAGCCCCCAUGUCCCUGUUCGAAGCCAUGAACCAGGGGCUGAUCGUGAAGAGCCACGGCAUCCGCCUGCUCGAGGCCCAGAUCGCCACCGGCG